Actinia tenebrosa (Australian red waratah sea anemone) is the source of this 2353-nucleotide messenger RNA. RefSeq names its product prolactin-releasing peptide receptor-like. Lineage: Eukaryota; Metazoa; Cnidaria; Anthozoa; Actiniaria; Actiniidae. Gene Ontology annotation, biological process: G protein-coupled receptor signaling pathway. The record is from RefSeq and is a predicted model, not a curated record. Gene Ontology annotation, cellular component: plasma membrane. Gene Ontology annotation, molecular function: G protein-coupled receptor activity.
AUGACGAGUGUUUGAAGAAAGUCGACAUAUUAUGAGCGAAUUCAGAUAUCUUAUUUAGGACCGUGGAAGCGCAUUGGCCAAAGAAGUCUAUUGUUUUUAAAACAAGCGUUAUUCAUAAUUAUACUUUAUUAUUCGCAUUCAAAGGCUCAAAUGCUGAGUGUUUGAAGAAAGUCGAUGUUACGAGCAAAAUACAGAGAUCUCAAUCUAAAUCCAAUUCGUGCUGCUAAUUGAGACCCGCUAAAGGAUCAAUUUUGGGCGGUCCCAACUAGAGUAAAAGGCAAGAGUAAAAUUACCAAAAACAAUAGAUGGAAAAUUAAGAACUGAAGACACACACGGAAAAACGACUACAAAAACGGCGAGUCGUUUACCAAUCGAAGUCGUGGGAGGGAAAAGUAUUAGGGCCGAUAUACAAGCCACACUAGGAUCACGGAGGAAGUUGUUUACGUUGAAACAAGGUUCUACCACGGAUAUGCAGACACUAGUGCUUUGAACUGAGGGGAAAAAACGACAAACAAAAAUGGAACCAAAAUCAAACAGCACUACUAAAGGUGAUGACGAUAACUACAGCAAAGAGUUCGUAAUUGGUACUGUCGUUUGUCUUACCAUAGCAGCUUUCGUUGGGUUAAUUGGAAACGGACUUCUCGUAAUCAUGAUAACUAAAGCACGGAAGCUUCAGUCGGUCAUGAAUCGUUUUAUCCUCCACCUUGCGAUAGGAGACUUGAUCGUCUGCGUCAUAUGCAUACCGCUUUUCUUGGCUAUCAACUUCUACUUUCAGAAAAACAACCAAGAGUGGAUCUGUAAAUUGUCGAGGUUUCUUCAGUACCUGGCUCCACAAGGGUCUAUGAUGUUACUCAUUACGAUAGGAAUAAACCGCCACCAAGCGAUUGUUCAUCCUCUGCGAGCUAUGACCUACAGCACGGCCAACAGGUUCAUUUUUGGGGCGUGGCUGUACUCCUUGAUUGUCGUGUCACCAAGUAUAUACCUCACUAAAGUGCAGCACCAUAUAAACCCUUCGACUAAUAUUACUGAACCUUACUGCGCCACUAUCCCUGUCUCGACCAAGCCUGGCUUGAUGUACGUGCUGGCAUUAGCUGUUCUAGGCUACUUCAUCCCUCUAACGACCCUCGUAGUGUUGUAUACUAAGAUAUCGUACGCUGUAUGGAGAAGAGACAACAAGAAUAAUACCCAAAUGAGGACCUCGCGCCCCGCUAAAGCAAUGAUGAGAAGUCGAAAGAAGGUGAUCAAAAUGUUUUUGACGGUAAUCGUGGUCUUUGUAAUAACAUGGCUGCCUUUGAUUAUCUAUAUCGGAGGGUUAGAGAAUUAUUUGUACAAAACAUCCCCGCGGAUCAGUCGAGUGAGGUUAAUAGUUUACUCCAUUGGACUCUCGAACUCAAUCUACAAUCCGUUUAUAUAUUCUUUCUUUAAUAAAAAAUUCAGAGAAGGUUGUAAAGGAAUAUUUCGAAGCUCUUUUCUAUUCAUCAAAAAUCCGAUGAUGAAACGCGAGGGAGCGAACGAUUCACCCAAAACUGUAAGAGGUGGUGUUUCUCUGAGUGCUAAUAAUACACCAAGAUUGGAUCAGAAGUUUUCGAAAGACAAGGAAUGGCAGAUUAAAUACAGCGUUGAAGCAGUUCGCGGUCACAACGAAGAAAUUGUCAUGAUAGACAGUAAACAUAACGUGAAGUUGAUUGACCUCAAGUCUACUGGUGAUCAUACCAAUAUUGAUCACAACGGAAGUGACUUUGAUCAACAGAAUUAUGGAAUGACUCAUUCGCCGACUAUUGCAGCGAUUCACAAUACUGAUGAAAAACAAGUCGAAAACACGAAUACAGAUUCAAGGACUAGACCUAUAACAACAGAAAUACCACCAACACCUCAGCAUACCCGUCCACAAGGACGGACAAGACGAACAAAUAAAAAGAAACUUUUUAAGAACUUAAGUGAAAGAACUUUAGCAAUUCGCAAGCCGAGUUCCCGCGAAGGAAAGCCGACUCAAAAACCUAAAUUGCGUAAAGUAAUGAGUGCUUUUCCUACGGGAACCAAAGGAAGUGAAUUGGAAGAUGAUUUUGACAGCCUUUUUUAAUUUAGAAGUCAAUCCGCCCAAAUGUGCUACCGCUUUAUAUAGAACAUCCGUAAACAAAACCCUUAUUACUGCAAACAUUUAUUUAAAAAAAAAUCAAUUUGCCCUGUAUUUACUGAUGAUCAGAAUGUCUAUAUCAUUGAAAAGGACAAUCAUGAUGGUUUAACCUGGUUUUAGUUCUCCCAAGGCUCUGUUCCUGCUACAAGAAUAUGUAAAAACCUUGUGCUGUUGCUAAGACCACUGACAACUCCCAACAAAGAAUCCUUUUUAAACUGA